AUGGCCAUGAUCGUUCGUGACCCUCGCUUUUCCAUGUCUGCUGCUCCUUCUGCCUACGCUCAAAGCGCUGAACAACCCCCACGACGACAGCCACGCGUUUCCUUCGGGAAGCGCCUCAACCGCCAGAUUACCAACCUCUGGAAGUUGUUUACCAACACCCGUGGGCGACAGCGAGCCUCCGUUUAUUCCAGCCAAUUUGUCACACUUACCUCCAGGAGGAGGAGCACGAUCCCGACCCCAAUCGUCAGGCUUAACGCUUGA
Messenger RNA from Coprinopsis cinerea okayama7#130, 261 nucleotides. RefSeq lists its product as hypothetical. The record is from RefSeq and is a predicted model, not a curated record. NCBI's taxonomy places the organism in Eukaryota, Fungi, Basidiomycota, Agaricomycetes, Agaricales, Psathyrellaceae. Bases 1 to 261 code for a protein of 86 amino acids. The transcript has 2 exons.